UGCUUCUGAAAAUGAUGUGCCAAAGGAACAACGUUCUCUGAAGAUCAAUUUAGAUAAACCUUUUUGAGGUACUUGUACAUUCUACGUCCCAAAAACAACAAGUAAGACUCGGGGUAUCAUUUCGUUCAUUUGAUUCACCACAUAAGAUCUGGAGUAGACAUACUGGUUGGUAUCCAUUUAUUGGUCAAUGCCAUCAAACCCUACAAUCAAAAUAAACUUUAUUGUUUUGGAGUUGCAAUGUGAAUCCAUGAAAUAUAAAAAUUAGGGAAAAUGAUGGGUAAAGCCAACAACACCUAUGAAUAAGUGUUGCUAGGCACAAACCUUUUUAAAUGAGAUGUUGAUUGUAUACUUUUAGAAAACCUCAUGUUACUAAAAAAAUCCUUUCAUAUAAGAAUUAAUUUCCAGCGGUACCCGUGAGGCUUGAGGUGCUACCAGCAACACCUAUCAGUUAAUUAACAAUGUUUGGAUCCAUUUGCUGAUUUAUUCCUCAAAUUUUACUUAAACAUCCAUAUGUUACUAUUAGAGCAUCCGGUACAGUGCAUGUCUUCACCUGACAUCGUGUUCGACAUCGUUUGGAAACCAUACCGGGUUGUUCGGGGUUGAGUUAGUUUGGUGUCGUCAGCUCUGUGAUGUUGUUUGCUGUUGGAGUUUGGUUUCCCUCUCUGACACACAUUAAAUGUAGAUAAAUGAGGGAUAUCCUUGGUGAUCUUGCAUGAUAACAAGGGUAAAUGGGGUGGAGUGGGAAAGUGAUGUAGCGUUGAUGUGACAUCCUGGGUCGAGUCUACCAUACCUGAUGCUCUUAUACAAGGUAACUAGCAAUCCUCCAAGUUCGGGUUUGAGUUUGCAGAGAGGAAAGUCUCAAACUAAAGUCUUCAAAACUCAAGUUCUGAGUUCACCUGCUAUGAUCCAAGCACUGGAGGUUCAGUCAAGUCUUGGGAGUGAGUUUCCUAGCUGCAUAAAGACGAUGGUUAGGUCACAAGUCACAUCUGGGUUCUGGAUGGGGCUUCCAAGUAACUUCUGUGAAACUUUUCUACCAAAUAAAGAUGCUAUAUUUGUGCUUGAAGAUGAAGAAAGAAAACAUUUUAAUGUCAAAUACAUUGCAAACAAGUUUGGGAUCAGCGCUGGGUGGAAAAAGUUUGCAAUUGGACAUACCUUAACUGAAGGAGAUGUUUUGUUGUUUCAUUUAAUCAAAACUACAAAGUUUAAGGUAUACAUAUUUAAAGCCAAUUCUAGAGAAGUAGACGGGGCUCUUGCCCUUUUGAAUUUGGAUGCACAUACAGAAGAAUCGACUCCAGGAAAUGAUGUGGAAACAAUCACACUGUCUCCUGAGAAACAGAGUAACAAGCAUCCGGAGUCUCUUUCUUUUGCUGUGGUCCCAAUGAAGCGCAAGAGGUCUGCCCCUUCAUCAAGGUCCGCUGCCCCUUCUCGUCCAAGUGGCCACUUCAUUCAACAGUCUGGAAACGAGAGUGAAGAGGUAGGUUCAGAAGUUCUAGAAGUUUACAAACCCUUAAAACCCAAGCUAUCUUUUCGAGAAGUGAAAAGUUUUGAAGACUUCCACAUUGUGGUCAAAGGGAUCUGCAUUGACCGUGAGCUUCCUUAUGAUGUCAGAUUUGGUUACUACAAACUAUGCUUCUAUAGGAAGCAAUUCCUCCACCAUAGUCUUCGUGAAGACAUGUAUGACAAGUUGGUGGUAGGUAUGAUUGGUGAGAUAGUUGGCAUUGCGAAUAAGAUUAAGAACUGCAAGUUUACCACAACAAAGAAAGAGUUUGAAGAGUGGGAUAAAUCUCUUAAAUUUUUCGAGCUCAUGGGCAUGAAAGUUGACUUUUUACUUGAUAAGAUGAAUACUCUUGCAAGGCUUUUGUUUGAAUCAGAAGGUGUAGGAGAUGUGAAGAAGUAUCUGAAAGCUAAAAUUGACCAAGAACACAUUGAGGAAGAGAUCAAGAUGGUGGCAGCAAAGCUCAGGGAGCUAAAGGAAAGUACGAAAAAGGCCGAGGAGAUUUCUAGUAUUUUGAAACAAAAGGUUGACAACUUUGAAUACAGGCUCAAGAAGGAGGUUGAUACACCAUGGUGAGCUCUACAAUAUAAAUUGUGUUUGGCUGUUCGCUUUCUUUUUGCUAAAAUCUUUGUUUUGUAAUCUCGAUAACUCAUGACCCAUGAACUUUAAUUAGCGAACUAUUAAUCUUUCCUUGGAGUUUUAUGGAAAGUAGCGACUUUUUAGAA
Molecule: messenger RNA, 2220 nt
Organism: Erigeron canadensis
Lineage: Eukaryota; Viridiplantae; Streptophyta; Magnoliopsida; Asterales; Asteraceae
Product: B3 domain-containing protein Os01g0234100-like
Exons: 7
Coding region: 794-2071 (425 amino acids)
Molecular function (GO): DNA binding
Source: RefSeq, a predicted model, not a curated record